Molecule: messenger RNA, 2064 nt
Organism: Diachasma alloeum
Lineage: Eukaryota; Metazoa; Arthropoda; Insecta; Hymenoptera; Braconidae
Gene: AP-1mu
Product: AP-1 complex subunit mu-1
Exons: 2
Coding region: 123-1391 (422 amino acids)
Biological process (GO): vesicle-mediated transport; intracellular protein transport
Cellular component (GO): clathrin adaptor complex; clathrin-coated vesicle
Molecular function (GO): clathrin-cargo adaptor activity
Source: RefSeq, a predicted model, not a curated record
GUAGCCGCCUUCGUGUUAGUCCAGUCUGGCUGUUUCGUGGAGAUUUACGCUUGUCGAGAGUGGACUACCGAAAAAAAGGGGAGAAAAGGAAGAUUUUCGAGUGGAUAACUCCCCCAUUAAAGAUGUCGACCUCAGCGGUGUACAUUCUGGACGUAAAAGGAAAAGUCCUGAUAUCCAGAAACUACCGAGGUGACAUAGAAACCGGUGUAAUAGAGAAGUUCAUGCCCCUCGUGAUGGAGCGCGAGGAGGAAGGCAACUUGACCCCAAUAAUACAGAUACCCGAGUGCACUUACGCAUACAUAAAAUACAACAAUCUUUACAUAGUGUCGACAACAAAGAAGAAUGCGAAUAUAUCCCUGGUAUUUGUAUUCCUCCACAAAGUAGUUCAGGUGAUGCAGGAGUACUUUAAGGAGCUCGAGGAGGAGAGUAUACGCGACAAUUUCGUCGUUAUUUACGAGCUGUUGGACGAACUGCUGGACUUUGGUUACCCCCAGACGACAGACAGCAAGAUUCUGCAGGAAUACAUAACCCAAGAGGGUCACAAGCUGGAGAUACAGCCGAGAAUACCGAUGGCUGUGACGAACGCAGUGUCGUGGAGGUCUGAGGGCAUAAAGUAUCGAAAGAACGAAGUAUUUCUCGAUGUUAUAGAGUCGGUUAAUCUGCUGGCAAAUGCAAACGGCAAUGUUCUCUCUUCGGAGAUUGUCGGGGCGAUUAAAAUGCGCGUCUAUCUCUCGGGCAUGCCUGAGCUUCGAUUGGGCCUGAAUGACAAGGUAUUGUUCGAGUCAACCGGUCGGGGUAAAUCGAAAUCCGUUGAACUUGAGGAUGUAAAGUUCCACCAGUGCGUCAGACUGUCGAGAUUCGAGAACGACCGAACGAUAUCUUUCAUUCCACCUGAUGGUGAAUUCGAAUUAAUGUCUUAUCGUUUGAAUACACAUGUCAAGCCCCUCAUAUGGAUCGAAUCUGUCAUCGAGCGUCAUGCACACAGUCGCGUUGAGUACAUGAUCAAAGCGAGAUCACAAUUCAAGAGACGAUCGACAGCUAAUAACGUUGAAAUUGUUAUUCCUGUGCCGAAUGAUGCUGAUUCACCAAAGUUUAAGACGACUAUUGGGAGUGUUAGGUAUUCGCCUGAGCAGAGUGCUAUCACUUGGUCCAUAAAAUCAUUUCCGGGGGGCAAGGAGUAUCUCAUGAGGGCACACUUUGGCUUACCUUCGGUUGUUGGGGAGGAUGUGGAGGGUAAACCACCGAUUCAAGUCAAAUUUGAGAUUCCUUAUUUCACGACUUCGGGGAUACAAGUCAGGUAUUUGAAGAUUAUUGAGAAGAGCGGGUAUCAGGCACUGCCUUGGGUGAGAUACAUCACUCAGAAUGGGGAUUAUCAGUUGAGGACUAAUUAGUUUGGCUUUCGGAAGAUUUUACUUUCGUCGAAUGUCAGAGGAGAUCCAAGUUUGUAAUUUAAUGCUGGUGUAUUUUAUUGGUUCGUAGUAUCAAAUUUGUUUUAGAAUUAUGUAGGAAGUUUGUUUUACGACUGGAAAUGUCAAUUUGCGACAAAAAAUGUGAGGUGUUUUCAAGAUGUUUGUGCAAUUAAUGAAACAAUUUCAUGAACUGAAGAUAUUCGUGAUGGGAAUAAAAUAUCUUCAGGAAGUCAAUGUACAAGAUUUUUAUAACAUUCCUUCAGAAAUUGAUAAAUCGAUCGAUACGUCUCGACGACUGAUACUGCGAGGAGAAAUAAUUUGGCCCGCUGUUGUUGAUUCGAGGUUUUUGGAUAAAUUUUUAAAAAACUUUUUAUUCUAUUAACUAUUCUACCCGCUUCGCAAAGCCUCGCUCUGCAACAGCAUGGAUGCUGUUCUGUAGUGAUACUAAUUUGAUUAUUGAUAACUAGACCAACGCCUGAGUACUUAAAAUGGAAUUGCAGCUGGAGGAUGGGGGGAUGGAUUAAUGCGCGUAUAGUUGUGUAGUUCGACUCAUUUAUUAGGCCGAAAUAUCUGAGUAAUUGAGGAAAUGUAACCACUAUGUAAAUUACUGCAGGAAUAUACUGAUUAAUUUUUAAAUAAACCAAUUGAGCUGAAA